Messenger RNA from Chelonus insularis, 3115 nucleotides. RefSeq names its product sphingomyelin phosphodiesterase 4. The transcript is spliced from 6 exons. The record is from RefSeq and is a predicted model, not a curated record. Gene Ontology annotation, molecular function: sphingomyelin phosphodiesterase D activity. Lineage: Eukaryota; Metazoa; Arthropoda; Insecta; Hymenoptera; Braconidae. Bases 168 to 2513 code for a protein of 781 amino acids. Gene Ontology annotation, biological process: glycerophospholipid catabolic process; sphingomyelin catabolic process; ceramide biosynthetic process.
UUACGUUUUUUAUUCGACACGUAUUUUAGGUUAGGAUUCGUACAAUUGUUAUUAUUUGAUAAUAAGGAAGUGUUUUGCAAAAUUUUUAAUAUUUACAGAGUUGUAAAUAGUCAAUUAUUCAAAUGAAUUUAUUCAUAGAUUGAUUGAAUAUAUUUUAUUUCAUAAACAUGACAUCUUCAGGAGAUGUUGCAACAGUACGCAUGCGGGCUUAUUUAAAUCUGCCAUGCAUAGAGAGAUGUAGAGAAUUAUCGACGUUGAUUUUAGAGUCAAGUACGACAGAACUUCAAAAUGUUUUACCACUUCUUAUUGACUCUAUUUUUGGGGUAACAAAUAAUAUAGGCUGGGGUCUACAUAAUAUAAGUUUGCGAAAAAAUCCUCAAGAGUAUGAAGCGUUAUGCAAUUUUCUUGGACCCCGAGGACCUAUUUUUUCCCUUUGUUACAAAUUAUUACCUGAUUGUUACUUGAAAUAUGACUUUCCCGUUUCUUAUCUUCCAACAAAAAUAAAAUGUUUAUUAGAGGAAGGUAUUAUUCCACCAUUUUAUUUAGACAAAUUGAAAGAUGAUCACAACACAAGACUUCCUUCAGCAUUAUUACUAAAUCCAUUUGAAUAUUAUAUAUUUCAUUUUGCAUAUCAUUUAACGAAUCCUUGGCUUCAACUUCAACAAAUGGAAAAUGUUUGGGUGAAUUGGGAGACUGUUUAUGUUCAAUUGGCCCACUGCUAUUUGUAUCAUUUUUUACCACGGGAUAACUCUCCAGUUUUACCUAUUAUUGGACCUUAUAUUCGUCCAACACCACCGAGAAAAAUAAUGCAGUCACCUGAAUCUAAAAGAUUGCAAACUCCAAGGCUUUUAAGGACUUCUAUAUUAUCUCCAGUAUCUACAUCAUCUCCAGGAGUUCCUCAGCAACAAUGUCUACCACAAGUGUGGCGAAGUGAAACUGUGAUUCAAGUAUUCUUAGAUUUUUGGCUGGAAUAUACUGAAGAAGAUAAAUUAGUGUCUCAUUUAUCUACAUUGAAUUCUUUACUUCGAAGACAUAGUAUUCAUUCUGGUGAUCAUAUUCGUUUAGUUAGAGCUUUUAUCAAAACAUUGCAUGAAUUUGCAAAUAGUGCAAUCGGUGAUAAAAGUGCAAUGGAUGAAUUAAAAAGAAUAAUUUUACCAUCUGUACAAGGGAAAAUUUAUACGUUCUUAAAAAAAGCUAUCUAUCAUUGGCCACUUGAUAGUUCAUUUAGAUUAAUUCUUGAAGCUUGGUUAAGUUUUAUUCAACCAUGGAGAUAUGUUCCAAGUUUAGGAUUUGUUAAAGAAAAAGGCGAAGAAGAUGAUAGAGGAAAAAUUCAAGAUCCAUCACGCUGGAUGUCUUUCGUAGCGAAUAAUUUGCUUGCUUAUACGGCAAUUUUUCAACAAUUAUUGCCUAGGUUUAUGAGAACUGAUCUCGUUGCACCAAAAAAUGCUUUAAUGUUGUUUCGAGUAACCAAAGUAUUUUCGCAAGCACACUUAGCAUCCAUGCUAACAGAAAUCGAAAGUUGUAUGGACGAAACUAAUUUAAGCAGAGGUAAAAUUCCAACAAGCCAAUGGAGUGCUACUGUUAGACAGCAAAUUGUUGAACUUGAAGGACCAACUUAUCAAUAUGUUCCUAUGUUUUCAUCUACUGUUACAUCACAGAUUGUUAGAAUGUUGAGUAUCAUAAAACAAGCUUAUCUUACUGCAACAAGCAUUGUUGAAGCUCUUGAAAAAAGAAGGACUGAAAAGAAAUUUUUCCAUUCCAUAUGGGAAUUUUUUAAUGGUGAAGAGUACAGUGAAGAUGAUAUUGGUCUUAUUGAAAGAAAAAAAACACCUGGAUUUUUAGCAAAUGCUCAACAGCAAUUGAUUGAUAUUUUUCAACUUGAAGAUGUACCGCAGUUUGCCAUUGCCGCUGAUCAAGAAUAUCAUGAUAGCAUUUUAUCAACAUCUUUUUGUCAUAUAUCACAUAUGGAUUCAAGUAUGGAUUCUUCCAGACCAGGUGUUUUUGUUCCUAUUCAAAAUGAGCGUCAGAAUUGUAGAUACAUUGAAUACAUGGGUGAUCCUGAAUUACAACCAGUUCGCACAAAUGAAUGUGCUUUCCUUGUUCGUCAACUUUAUAGAUUUUGUGAAAUCAUCAAUCAUAAGUAUGAAGCAGAGAUCACGACUUUGUACAACAGAAAUGAUUUUGUUGGGCGUGUCGCUAGAAGAAUCCUCCGACCACCAACAUCAGUGAUUUCAUUACCAAAACGCACGCAAUCUGGUUUCAGCCCUGGAGGAGAACAACGCCUUCCACCACGAUUAUCUUUAAGAUUUCUCGCAAGUCACAGUUUUAUUACGCUUAUGCUUUUUGGAGCUUUUAUAUUUUGUCUUCUGGGAUAUAGUACGCUUUUUUUUCUAUUUAUUUCAUGGUUUCUAUGGUUUAUUUAUAUUCUUAUUGGAGCUGCCUGUGAACCUUUAAUGCCUAGAGGAUAUAUUAACAGACUGAGAUCAAAUGCCUUUACAUUCUCUAUUAAUUGAUGCAAUAAUUUUUUGCAUUUUUCUAUCAGUUUAUAAUAUUUUUUCUUAUCAAUUUGCCUCAUUUUGUAUAAAAUAAUCACUUAUAAAUAUAGAUUGUAAAAUAAAAUGUAAACAAAUCAUCAAUUAUAUUAAUCUGAUAUUAACUUUUAAUUAUGUCAAUUAAAUUACCAGUAGAUAUAAAUGAGAGGUUUCUAUUUCUUAAUUUUUAAGGCAACUUCAGAUAAAUUAUAAAACUUUUUCCACCCAUUCAAGAUGAAGAAUUCUAAUGCUAAUUUUAAUUAAAAUAUUUUUGUAAUUUUUCAAAGGAUAAAUAUAAUUGACUAAAAGUUACGAAGAGGAAGUGUUGUAAUUGAAAAUAUAAUUUGUUUGAUUUGUUGACAUGAGUAGAAGUAUAUUAUUUGUAAGAGACAAUAAUUGCUGAUUUGUAAAUUGGGCAAAGUUAGUUACAUAGAAAAAUAGAGCGAGAGGUAGAGAGAGAAGAGUGAGUUCAUUCAUAGACCGCAUACUUGUAUCUCUCUGCAAUUAGUGAUCUUUUAUGUAGAAUAUCAAAUGCUCUGUUAUUUUCCAGUUAGUCACAAUAAAACACGACAAUUUAUCUUUCA